GAAAAGGAGUAUGUACAGUAACUAGAUCGAACGAAGACGUUGAACUCGUUUAGCUGAUUUUUUGGAAGGUAGAUAGGUUUUCUUGACAUCUUUUUUCAUCUGUUUUCGCUUCACAAGGCUGCUGCUUAUACCAGCUCUUUGUGUCGACAUGGUUUGUUUUUGUUGAAGAGAGAGAGAGAGAGAGAGAGAGAGAGAGAGAGAGGUUCUCCUGGCUUUCACUAUGACCUACGUUAAAGUGUCAGAAAUCGACAUUUAAGUGACUAAAUCGUGUCAGGACGACAGAAAGCAGUGUCAGCUCAGUAUAUUAUAUCUGAACAGUGAGGUGUUGGAAGGAGUUGGAGAGAGGAAGGAGAUGGGCAAUUGUCUAAAAUCUCCUACUUCGGAUGACAUCUCUUUGCUUCAUGAGUCGCAGUCAGACAGAGCCAGUUUCGGCGACGGCACUGAUCCGGACCAGGAGCCGCCACCGCCUUACCAGGAGCAGAUCCAUGUACCUGUUUACCACCCCACUCCAAGUCAGACCCGGUUGGCGACGCAGCUGACCGAAGAAGAGCAAGUGCGCAUCGCACAGAGGAUUGGCCUCAUUCAGCACCUGCCCAGGGGGGUGUUCGACCCCGGCAGUGAUGGCACUGAAAAGAAGAUACGAGAGUGUGUGAUCUGCAUGCUGGAUUUUGUGUAUGGGGAUCCGAUCCGGUUCCUGCCUUGCAUGCACAUCUACCACAUGGAUUGCAUCGAUGACUGGCUGAUGCGCUCCUUCACCUGCCCCUCCUGUAUGGAGCCUGUGGAUGCUGCACUUCUGUCCUCCUAUGAAACCAACUGAACUUAAUCACUUUAAUCACACACAUACACACAUACACACACACAUACACACACACUGCCCUUGCGAUUUUUGGAAUUAUCCCUCCAAAAGGCAGGGGACAGGUCAGAAUGAUCUCUCCUAGCACUAGGGGACAGUACAGGAGCGCUCUCCUGGGUUGUCCUGCUGGACAGGGAAACCUGCAGGAGCCGCACGAGUGAGACUAUUUACAUCAUCCUGACAACCCGGACCAUUCUGCUGUGCCACCCCUUUACACUGGAAAGCAGAAAACAGUUAAAAAAAAAAUUACACAAACAGAUGGAAGGGGAAAAUGCAAUUAGUGUUUUCACCCACUUUCUCUCUGUGUGUAAUGCAUUGGGGUGUGACACUCUCUUUUUUCUUUUUUCUCUUCUUUUUCCAGUAAGGGCUUGUCAGAAUUUCAGCUGAGAAGAAAAAAAAAAUGAAACGUGCUUGCACCUAAAUUACAAAUAGUGAAAUUUGCACUUGUCAGAGACAUCUUUCCCCACAGAGCACCUUGUUCUACAUGUAGGGGCGUGUACAACUCAUUGAACUCAUUCCAUUUAGCUGCCGGCCUCUAGGUUUACUGUUAAGCGUACUAUCCGUAUCCAGUUGCUGCGGGACAUGCUUUGGUGGAAGCUGGGAAGUAGAGCCCUUGGGCUGAGAAUUUUUUUUUGUUGUUGUUUUAGGAGAUAACAGACUGUGCAGUCCAACUAACUUGACUGUGACUUUAUUUUUUGUUUUGGCACAUGGAUUUAAACUGAAAUUUACUAUGAAUUUGUGCAGACUGCCAGCUGUAGUUUGAGGGGGUGUAUAUAUACACGGCAUCCAUACUGGGUCAACCUUGUAGGAAUUAUAGCCCUCUUUAUAGCUAGUUGUUUAUGUGAAACAGGUUACCGAUUACUUUAAAGUUUAUAAACAUGUCAGUAGGGCAGGGGUCUGCAGUCAAUUUUCACCAUGACGCAGUUUUAUUUGCAUUGGAAAUGUCCAGCAUUUGUCCAGGUAUUUGUAGGUGUUUCAGAUCUGCAGCAUAUCUUAUAUAUCUUAAAUAUCUUUUUACAGGAUUUAAAUACAGUGGGUGAUUCCAAACAAUAACUAUUUAGACAAACUAGUUACUGUUUUACCAGUACAUUACACAUGUGCUAAAUGUGUCCUGUAGUGAACAUUGCAUUAAGGUGGGCCUACCAGUGAUGCAGAGUGGGAAUUGAUUAAAUGGGUUGGGGCUCAGAUUAUGAGCUGUGUAUAGUCAUUGCCUCAUCAUUUCCUUUCAUUGCGUCUUAGCUCCUCCCUUUGAGGAACUGCUGCAAGUAAGGACACGAGGCUUGGAGAAACAUGAAACAAACCCAGUGAGACUAGUUUGCUCACAGAAAUCUAGAGAAUCCACUGAUUUCAUCUGUUGAUGGCACGUUGCUCAGUUGUAUUCGUUUUAUAUUCGAAUUAUAGACAACAGGGAUCCCAUUCAGAUCAUUUAAGCUUCGUUAAGACAUUAUUGCAUGUGUACAUCAUGCACUUAAAUGUUGUUAUAAUGGGCAAAUAAUUCCCAUUAUUAAAUAUCAAUUUGCAUGUGAAAUUUAAAGCUUCAUUCCUCCAUACACCUGAGCAAUGUGAUCCAAUGGAGAUGUGGCAUUCUUUUGGUUGUUCAGUACAAAACCACUGCUUCUUUUUUUUUUUUUUGUGCACACAUUUCUGGUGUUGCCAGAAUAGACUCAAUAGAUUUGUUACAAUGUGAUCCUGGAACCAUUUUAUUUGGCUGCAGCUUCUGUGGAAACCCUAUAAAGAUGUAAACAUUUCCUGUUUCGCUGGCAAGGCCAAACAGCUGCUAUUUGCUCACCUUUAGAAUUUGGAGUUGGUGACAAAUUAGAUCCUGUACUAUAUAAAAGUCUAUAUAAAUCCAACACUUCAAUAUGUACCUUACCGUCACACAGUGUCCUGACAUAUGGCGAUUAAAACGCUUUUAAAACUUGUUUCAGAGCUGAAUGGUAGAGUGUUCUUGACUGGUCAAAUGAAUCACUCGCCUGAGUGUGACUGAGCGUCUUAUUUACUAAAGAAUGAAGGCAAAAGCAUGUCAAAAUCUGUGAAUGACUGUGAUAGAAUUCUGUAAGAACUUUUAGACGAAAGAACUCUAGUAUAUAGUGAUCACUAUGAAUCGCACACUUCAUUUGUAAGAUUCUUUUGGUCUCUUGAAAGACCGAACGACUUGAUAUAACAGGGCUGUGAAUCCUGUACCUUCAAUCCAAUAUCGCUGUCUGUCACUGUCCAGUUACUUACAAGCUUCACUAUAAGAGCUCUUUUUUUGCUUUUAUAAUACAAUAAAGACUCUGAAGCACUGCCUUAGUGCUGUUAGAUUAGCUCAGCUUUUUUUUUUUCCUUUUGAGUGUAUACGUUUUCUUAUAAUUAUCCUACAGCUUGUCUAUUACCAGAACCAAAUAAUUUAUUUAAAUGUAAGAGCAGUGGAGUAAUUAAGUUGUGGGGCUGGGCUGUAGCCUUGUCUUUGCUUAAUGCGCAUUAAUAAUCCUUCAAGAAUGAGUUGUUUUUUACUAGGAAUAAUUCUAACUAUUGGGUAAUAGUGUAUGAAGUUUGUUGUUUGCUAGUCAGCGAUUACUAGGUGCAAUAAUACACUAUGAUGUGCAUUAAAAAAAUAAACUUCUGGGGCCCUGUUUUUUUGUGUAAUCCAAACCAUGUUAUUCAAAACUGCUUAACUCUACACCAUAAUGACUCAGAAACCAGAAAUGAUUGCAGUUAUCACAUGACAAAUGUGUCACUUUUAUUUGCAGAGUGCUUGUGUGAAGUUGUUUUUUUUCCUUCUUUUUUCUUCUGUGUGCAUUUGACUUCAUGUUAAAUUACAUACAUUACAGUUUUGUUAUUGUCUUAUUGUACAUAUAGAUUAUUUUAUGACAGUCAUUUCUAUUUUAAUCACAUGUUUGACAUUAGAAGUUCAUGAAGCGUUACCAUAAGGAGUGCACAUCUAUAAGACUCGAGAAAGGAGUGAGUUUGGCUCUGCCAGCAGAAGAAAGCAUUACUUCCUUUGGACUCUAUACCCUUGUCUCCAUUUGACUUUGUCUUGUUAAGAAAAGAUGAAUAAAGAGAUAAAAAUGUGAAAUGAAAAUGGAGUCAUAUGGAUAUGCAAUGACAUGAGAAUCAAUUCAUCAUUUUAAUCUGAAAUGACAUUCUUGUUUGUCCUUUUUCUCUCUUAUAUUUGAUGGUGAAGCACAAAAAAAAAACCAAAAAAAAAAAAACCCCACAGUGUUCUAUUUUUCUAAGCUCGGUGUUGUCAGUUCUGUAAAAGAUGGUCAUUGUCAUGCUGAAAGGAAGUGGAACUUGAUUUUACGUGCUGUUUCUCUGCUCUUGAGAUAGGGGUGUUCUUUGUCCUGUUACUAAAUGCCAUCCCUAAAUUUCCCCGAACGUGUAAACAAAACCGAAACACAGAUGUGGCUGCUAUUAAAGUUUAGUUUUUCCA
Molecule: messenger RNA, 4268 nt
Organism: Hemibagrus wyckioides
Lineage: Eukaryota; Metazoa; Chordata; Actinopteri; Siluriformes; Bagridae
Gene: rnf11b
Product: ring finger protein 11b
Exons: 3
Coding region: 353-817 (154 amino acids)
Source: RefSeq, a predicted model, not a curated record